Molecule: messenger RNA, 2491 nt
Organism: Eurytemora carolleeae
Lineage: Eukaryota; Metazoa; Arthropoda; Copepoda; Calanoida; Temoridae
Product: ionotropic receptor 21a
Exons: 23
Coding region: 160-2451 (763 amino acids)
Cellular component (GO): membrane
Molecular function (GO): glutamate-gated receptor activity
Source: RefSeq, a predicted model, not a curated record
UGUUUUGGGUACAUUUCAGAACUUUAAAGUUUAUCCACUUAUAAAUAAGUUUAUCCUUUGCUUCGAGAAUGGAGAUGUGGAAGUAGGCAAAACCUAUAAUUUGAUUUGCUUUUCUAGGUUUUUUACUGGAGCAUCUACUGUACAGGACGGAAAUCAAGGAUGGAGUUUUUUCCAGGACGGAAAUCUAGGAUUAAGUUCUAUCCAAGACGGAAAUCAAGGACGGAGCUAGUUUUGAUCCUGGUCUCCUUCCUUCUCCUUGUGCCUCAAUCACACGCAACAAAGGGGCAUGGGAUUGGAGAUGUACUGAACAACAUUGUACAAUUCUACAAUACUGAUGUGCAUUUUAUAUCAGAUUUCAGUGAUGGAGACAUGUACGAUGUGGCUCCGAAAAUAUCAGAAGCCGGAAAACCAAUUUUCAUGUACAAUAUUGACGAUCUCGUAGCACGCCAUCUCGCGCUCCCACUGGAGAAAUGCCCUGUUUUUGGUGGGGCACAUGGUGACACAGGACACGGAGACGAUAAUGGAGACGACCAUGGAGAUCAUAAUGAAGAUGACCAUGGAGAUGAUCAUGGAGAUGACCAUGGAGAUGAUUACGGAGAUGAGCAUAACAACCAUGAAGAUGAUGGACACUACAAGGAGAAGAAUAUGGCUGAGAAUUUAACAACUAUAGCAUAUAUGUUCCCUAACAGUUUCGUAGAACCAAGUGUUCAGUAUUCUGAAAAACUACGAGAAGAUGAGGAUAUACCAAAGAGUGUUCUCUACCGUCGUCCCUCUCUGCUGUCCAGAGGAGUUUAUCAUAAAACUAUAGUGGUCUGGGUUCAAGAUAAUCAGAGGGUACUAAAUCUUUUCCGAAACACAGCCUUGUUUUGUAAUCAGAAGAUCGACGUAGGAAUCUAUAACAUGGAUGACAGGUUUAUAUUUAUCGUUUCUUCUGAUACUGUUCGGGAUCAAAUACUGCUAGAUCCAUAUAUUACUAAACAUUCUAGUGUUGCUGUCAUCAGACCACUUACAGGUCUAGAGGAUAAGUUUAUUGUUUUUACUUACAACUUCUUCCACGCAGCAAACAAUAAACCACAAAUACUCACCAGGUUUCUGUGGUCCCCUGUAAAUAUGUUUAAAAAUAAACAACAAAUAUUUACCCCUGUAAACACAUUCGAUGGUCACAAGUUUAAGGUCGGUACACUGCCCUGGUCCCAUCAUAUGCUAGGGGAUCAAGUUGAAGCCCCUGAAGGGACACCAGCAACAUAUACUAACUACUGGGGGUAUGAAUUUGAUACCCUCAAGUUUUUAUCCAAGCAUUUAGAUUUCACAUACGAGAUCUUUAAUCCUCAGGAUGGAAAAUGGGGCCAUAUUGAGGCUGAUGGGAAAUAUUCUGGUAUGAUUGGGAAGGUGGCUCUCAAGGAUUAUGAUUUUAUUAUCUCCGAUAUAUUUAUAACCUAUAUCAGGGUUCAGAUACUUGAUGGAACAGUGGCCUUUGACAAGGACUAUAUGGUAUUUGUAGCUCCAAAUCCACAGAAAGAACCGAAAUAUCUGGCGAUUAUUAAACCUUUGGAUCCGUUUGUGUGGUUACUCCUUGUAUGUUCCUGGGGUGCAACUACUAUAGUAUUCGUCAUCAUUGCUAGAAUAGAGGAGAAGGUUAUGGAUACCGAGAUACGGAUAUUUAACAAGUUUUAUGAUGCUUUAUACAUGGUGUACGGGUGUAUUAUUGGAGAUGGGUUUAAUAAAAAUAUCAACUAUAACACUCUUAAAGCUAAUGCUGUCAGAUGUUUGUUGGCUUUCUGGGGAUUGUAUUGUUUUAUUAUAAACUCUGCAUACGGAGGGAACCUAAAAGCGUUUCUCACAAAUCCAGGGACUGGGCAACCCAUUGAUACUCUUUCUGAUGUUCUUAAAUCAGGACUCCCCUGGGGCAUGGUUCUGUAUGGUGAGGAGGAAGAGGAGAUGAUGGCAUCUAGUCCUGACCCUGUGAUACGAAGGAUCUGGGAUGACAAAGAUGUGAAACCUUACUCCCCUACUCCCCAGAUUGGUCCUGUACGAGAUGGACAGGGAAUAUUUAUUGACUGGAAGUCAGGACUUGAACCUGCAAUCUACUCCAAGUAUAGUACUCCAGGUGGAGAUCCCUUGGUUCAUAUCUCUUCCACCCCUGUGUUUAUGCCGAACUUUGCAGGAUGGGGGUUCCAUAAAUUUAACCCCUGGAAGGUCACUUUUGACGAAGCCAUUCAGCGAUUAAUAGAGGCGGGGCUGAUAAAUGAGUACAAGAAGAGGACCUGGGUGAGGAUGAAGCAGGAAGCAGUUCUGGCUGGAGAAGUUGAUGAAUAUGUUAUACCUCCAGCUAUAGCUCCAAUAUAUAUGGAGGACAUGCAGUCUGCGUUCUACCUGCUUAGCCUGUUCAGUUUAUCAGCUUUUGUCGUCUUCUUUACGGAGCUACUUAUCAAAAAGUAUAAAAUAAUAUAAUAAAAUUGUACGGAAACUUUUAAAAUCAAUAAAGAAUUCU